AUGACACAUGUGCGAGGUAUAAGAAUAAAACGAUAUUACUCAUAUUGCUUCACCUAUCUUCUCAUCGGAUCUGCUUUCUAUCUUAUUAUAUUUCUUGCCAGAAAUUUUCAAUCGUGGACAUGUUCGAUAACAGCCUAUGACAACCAGACAAUUGAUUAUUAUGAUGAAUGGCAAUAUAGGAGUAGCCUUACUGGAAAAUGGUACCAAUGGCACGUAAGUUCAAAUAGUGAACAGAAUGAUGUUGCAUGGCAGGCGAAAUGGUUCAAUGGAGAACCAGAUUCCUAUCUGGGACUUAUUGUGUAUUUAACGAGACAUGGAGAAAUCGAUUCACUUCGAACAUCUCUCACUCAAUUAGCAAAGUUAUUAGUAGAUCAUCCUCGACCUGUCGCUAUCUUCCACGAAGGUGAUUUCAAUGAUAAUGCUACCCAACAUUCUCUAGCACAAAUACUUGCUCCACAUAUGCCGUUGUGCUUCGAGAACAUUCAUUUCGCGAACAGUUCAAAACGGCCUCGGUCAGUUCAUCGGACAAUUCACGCGGCCUACUAUCACAUGUGUCGAUUUUUUUCAUCGAUGAUUCUGUAUCAUCCGCUUGUAAAACAAUUUCAAUACUAUUGGCGACUCGAUGCACACUCGUUCAUAUUUGCGCCAACACCAAUCAAAGAUCCCUUCGAAAUUAUGCAAAACCAGCGUAUCCAAUAUGCGUUUAUUAUGGCUAACGAAGAUGCCGAACGUUAUACUACUAAACUAUGGUCAGUCUUUCAACAAUUUCUUCGUCAACGUUGCCUCCGAUCAUCACCAGCUGUCUACAAAACUCAAGUGGGAUGGUUUAGUGAUUACUCGUUGGCCAUGAUCUUUACAAAUUUUGCCAUAGCUAAUGUUUCUAUUUUCCGCGACCAUCAAUUGAUACGUGCUUGGUUACAAACGGUUGAUAAUCAUGGCGGAAUCUAUCGUUAUCGAUGGGGCGAUGCGCCUAUUCACACUUUAGCAUUGACACAAUUUCUUCCGCGACAAGACAUAGUUCGAUUGCGAUAUUUUGGAUAUAUGCAUCAACGUGAAUAUGUUUGUGCUUACGGAACUCACGGUGAAGCAUGUCGAAAACAAGUCGAAUCGUUUAUCAAAGAUCAAACAGUGAAAUAUCUCGAGUAUGAUGACGGAUGUUUUCCUUCACCGUUUUGGAAUCCUCUCUGUCGUUAUUAUCGUGAUAUACGCCUGUAA
Messenger RNA from Adineta ricciae, 1215 nucleotides. The record is from the annotation of a GenBank genome assembly. Lineage: Eukaryota; Metazoa; Rotifera; Eurotatoria; Adinetida; Adinetidae.